Messenger RNA from Coffea eugenioides, 2209 nucleotides. RefSeq lists its product as uncharacterized. The coding region runs from base 519 to 1637 and encodes 372 amino acids. Lineage: Eukaryota; Viridiplantae; Streptophyta; Magnoliopsida; Gentianales; Rubiaceae. The record is from RefSeq and is a predicted model, not a curated record. The transcript has 4 exons.
UGAAUUCUACGAGCCAUCAAUUCCACAAAUUCAAUUCUUUGGUAAGACCUAAGAAUUACAAUUCCAAUUCCAUAAUUUCACCUCCUAUUCGGGUUAGUACGCGGAUCCUAAUGGGUAAAAAAUUAAAAUCGGGUCAACUAUUUGAGCAGCCCUCUCUCGCGAUCUAAUUAGUCACUUUUCCUCAACCGCAAGUGCUUCUUCUGUGCGUCAUCCCCUUCACCGCCACCCUAACAUUUUGUCUCUUCCACCACCGUCUCCGGCAUCGCUCUGCCACGCAUCUACCCAUCACUUCAGCAAUCGCAAGACUGCUCCGAACUGGGUUCUUCAGUCCGGAAGAUCGUACCAGUGAAUCGGCCCUCUCACCUUACUUCAGUACUUACUACCUGCUUUGGUAAUUUGGAUGGGGUGGAAGUCCCUGGGAUGGCAUUUUUGUUUUUGAUGGCCUUGCAUGAUUUCAAUGGCUCGAGUCUUGCCUUGAUGUUUGCCUCUGCCAUUCAUAAAGUUUAGUUUAUUAGUGCAUGGUUUCGGUGAAAUUGGAACCGGAGGCUCCACAAUGUAGUCUUGUUUCUAGAAAGAAAGCUUUGUCGGGACUUUUCUGUUUCUUUCUUUUGUUGCAGUGUGCUGGAAAAUCCUUACCAGUAGAAGCUUUAAGUCACCAGAAUAAGUUUAGGACAUCUCCAAACUAUUUUGUGCACAUAAGUGAUGAUCUUAGCAACAUCUCCAAAUUGCUUUUGCAAAAAGAUAUGGCAUCUGAAGCAACAUCUCAGUCAAAAGGGAAAGGCAAAGGGUAUUUCACUUGGACUCCUGAAAUGGAUCGUGUAAUGGGCACCUGUUUUAUUGACCAAAUGAACCAAGGAAACAAAUUGGAUGGUAAAUGUGCAUGGAAGACAGCAGCCUACACCGUAGUAAUGAAUGCUUUAUUCGAUAAGCUCAAUAUAUCUGUGACAAAGGCUAAUAUUUUAUCUCGUUUCAAGACAUGGGAGAAACACUAUGACAUCCUAUACCCACUGCUCCAGUCAUGUAACUCUGGGUCUGCGAUAAUAUGGGACUACUCUAGAGGUAGAAUUGAUGUUCGUGAUGAGGAUGUAUGGAAUGCUCGAGUAAGUGAGAAUCCAAAAAUUCUUCCUUAUAGAAAAAAAAUUGUGGUUGAAAAUUGGGAGGAUAUCUGUACACUGUUUUCACAAGAUCGUGCAAAUGGAGAGGGUGCCCAAACUGUUUUUGAGGCUAAUGUUGAAACUGAAGUUGAAGAGUCUGCUAAUGUAGAGGAAUCAUUUGAGACUGAUUCACGAUCUUUAGAAGAUGAAGUUAUGAAUGCACUGCUAGCUCGACAACGGUCAAAAUCAAAAGCUUCAUCUUCAACAAAUGAUCGUGGCACAAAGAGAAAACUAACGAGCUCUCAAGUACUUUACAAAGUGUUGGGACGAAUGGCAGAUUCACUGGAUAAGUACUUAAAUUCAGAAUGCUCAAAAGUUACAACAAAAAUGGUGGAAGACGAGUUAUCUAAAAUUGAAUUGGAUAGAUUUCAAUUGUUGAAGGGUAUUGACUUACUUAUGAAUGACAGGACAAAGUAUGACACUUUUUCUGGUCUCGGAGAUGACUUAAAAAAGGAUUGGCUAUUGAUGCACAUUGGUAAUUGAUUUUUUUUUGGGUAAUCUCCAGUUGAAGUUGUUUUUGUAGAAGAAGUUGAGCUGAUUGCUGGAAGCCCAAGUAGAGCAAGUAAAAGUUGUUACUACUCCAUCGUGUAUCCAUGACUUUUUAAAUUCUGAUGAGUUCUUUUGUCAUUUUCUUGUCAUUUAUUUUUAAGAAAAUGAAGAACAUAUGGAACAAAUAGGAAAAGUUCUUGAUUGAUUUUCGCCGUCCUGCUUAGUUGAAUUCAUAAACUCUGCUAAGAAUGUCUGAGAUCUUUAUUUGUGAGUCAGUCCUGUGCCUUUGGAAGAAUAAACCUACUUGUGUGAGACGUAGCUUGCUGUUGAGAUGCUGAAAUUUGUUUGCAUUAUCCAUGGUAUUCACCAAUAUCUGAUGUUCUUCAUAUCUAGGUACUUAAGGUAUUGACUUAUGGACCAGCAUUCUAAGUGCUGGAUGUGUCAUACCAUGGAGCUUGCUGUAGGGUCUUUAGUUGGGGAGCAGAGCUGUAUGCUUUGGGGUCUUCCUUUUUUGUUGCUUCUGGAAAGUAAUUGAGAUUGUUUCCUUUGUCUGUCAAGUAAACUGA